CGACAAUUCUGUUUAAUAUCACAUAUGCGUUACUGUUUCAACGCGAUAAUAUGAAAAUACUAAGCAUAUCCAACAGAUAAGUGGGUAAAAAUCUACACUUCUUUGAAUACAAUUAUAAUGUUUAAGGCAUUGUUAAACAACCACUUGAUAGUAUUUCCGCACAUCCGAGAUUGGAAUAAAGAUAAAAUAAAGGAAACUAGGCCAUGUAAGAGAUUGUUUAUGUUUAUGUGAUAUUGUCAGGGUUUAUAAAAAGGUUAUUUUAAAAUUUUCGUCACUUAAAUAAGACAACUAGGAUUUCUAAGUAUUUCUUUAUUGAAAAUUUUUUAUUGCAUAUGAGUUUUUAAUUUUUUUAAUAUCAAAUAGUGAUUUUUAAAUGUAAAACAAUGAUUAUGCUAAAUCUAUUGACAUAUUUCAUAUUAGUCAUUUUAUUUAAUUUUACAAUUUGCAAAACAUGGAAUAGUAAUUUGCAACAAAGAUACGAUGGAUAUGGUCAGGAUUGGAUUUUUAUGCCUGAUGGAAAUGAUCAACCACAGGUUGCAGUACUAAAACGCGCAGAAAAUGAUGAACGAGACAUUUUUGAUGAAUCAGAAAUAUCUUUUAUUCUUUAUACUAGAUAUGGUUCUAAAAAUGGUACUCAAUUAUAUACGAACGAUACCAAAGAACUACAAAAUUCUAAUUUUGAUCCAUCUCGACAAACGAAGUUUAUAACGCAUGGAUGGAAAUCGAGUGCAAUGAGUACUAAUAUCGCCAAUUUGAAAGAUGAAUAUUUAAAACAUAAUGAUUACAAUAUCAUUAUGGUUGAUUGGCAACCUUUGGCUGCAAGCACAUUUUAUCUUGGACCAAUGCAAAAUACAAAACUGGUAGGAAAAGCAGCUGCUGAAUUUAUCGACUUUUUAGUUGCAGAAACUGGCCUUGAAACUGAAAAUAUUCAUUUUCUUGGGCAUUCUCUUGGAGCGCAUGUAGCUGGUAAUACGGGAAGUUCAAUAACUUCUGGUCAUUUAGGAAGAAUAACAGGUUUAGAUCCUGCUUUGCCUGGAUUUCAUUUACUUACAUCUAAUAAAACUCGAUUAGAUCCUUCAGAUGCGAUAUUUGUUGAUAUUAUUCAUUCUUGUGGUGGAAUCUUAGGAUUUCUACAACCUUUAGGCAGCGUAGAUUUCUAUCCAAAUGCAGGAACACCUAUUCAACCUGGUUGCUGUUGUAUUCCAGAAAUAAUAGAGGCAUGUAGUCACACUCGAGCGACUAUAUAUUUUACCGAAAGUAUUAGUUCUAAAACUGGAUUUGUGGCGAAUAAAUGCAAUACGUGGAAUCAAUUUAUGCAAGGAAAUUGCAAUUACUCCAAAACUACAUUGAUGGGAGAAUAUGUUGAUAAAACGGCUACUGGAACUUAUUUUCUUGAAACAGGAUCUGAACCUCCUUAUGCCAUAUCAAAAGAAAUAACUGAUAAUAUGAUUUAAAAAAAUUAUUAAUAUUUUAAAAUGAAUGC
Apis laboriosa (Himalayan honeybee) is the source of this 1483-nucleotide messenger RNA. Its product is annotated as pancreatic triacylglycerol lipase-like. Bases 384 to 1454 code for a protein of 356 amino acids. The transcript is spliced from 5 exons. Gene Ontology annotation, molecular function: lipase activity. Lineage: Eukaryota; Metazoa; Arthropoda; Insecta; Hymenoptera; Apidae. Gene Ontology annotation, biological process: lipid metabolic process. The record is from RefSeq and is a predicted model, not a curated record.